Messenger RNA from Saccostrea cuccullata (small rock oyster), 711 nucleotides. Its product is annotated as C-type lectin domain family 4 member E-like. Gene Ontology annotation, molecular function: signaling receptor activity. The record is from RefSeq and is a predicted model, not a curated record. The transcript is spliced from 5 exons. NCBI's taxonomy places the organism in Eukaryota, Metazoa, Mollusca, Bivalvia, Ostreida, Ostreidae. Bases 39 to 707 code for a protein of 222 amino acids.
GAUAAUAAGGAAGUCAUUCGGCAAAUGGUUUAAAGCUCAUGCACGUAAACAGACAAAAGCUACCUUCGAAAAAAGAUUCAUUUAAAAGUUAUGAGAAAAUGGGAUAUUUUAUGAUAUUCGUUCAACUAAUGUGCCUUUUGAUGCAAAAUACAGUCAGCCAGAAAUUGCUUAACACUGACGAUUGCAGAGAAGAUAUAAUGGAAAGAUUUUUCUUCAGAAAUAUGCUUCAAGACAUAAGCGCAUCGAUGAAUAAAAUCAUAAAGGUUUUGGACAAAAGGUUAAAUGCACUCGAGUCUAGAGUUUGUGACCCAGACUGGACAUAUUUUCGUCAGUCUUGCUAUAUCUUUUCGCUGGAUACAGCGACAUGGGUGAACGCACAGCAAAAAUGUUCACAAUAUGGCAGUUCACUGGUGGAAAUUGAAGGUGAAGAAGAGAAUAACUUCAUUGUAAGCAUUCUCGGGUUGCAUCAGGGGGAAGAUACUUAUCCAUGGAUUGGCGCUUCGGAUAUGGUAACAGAGGGAAAGUUUGUAUGGAAUUCUACAGGACUACCGUUACAAUUCAGUUUCUGGGCGGGAAAUGAACCAAAUGACAUAGAUAGCUCUGAAAAUUGCGUUCAUGCAUAUACUAGAAAAGAUAUAAUAGGUCGAUGGAAUGACCGUAACUGUUUUAUGACUAGUAGUUAUAUUUGUGAAAUGAAAAUUAUGUAAAUUA